AUGUGUCAUGUAACGUUGGUUCCCCAAAGGAAGGAGGAUCUAGGUCGAAUCAGAGAUAGUAGCGAGCAAAACGAAGUUGUAUUCAGUUUUCGUGAGCAUGUAAUAAUGGCUGUCGUCAUUGCACUGAAGCUUAGUAAAUCAGCAAGUUGGAGUAGGAGAGAUUUACACCGGAGAGAAAUUAGACUAUUCAUCCAAAGUUUCGCCGAUUCGCUCACAUAUUGCUUAAUGCUUGUCAGUUUUCAUAUUAUAGCACCAAUUGUACCGCCAGGUGUUUCUAUUGUAUUUGCUACGACAAUCGCUUGGCAACUUGCUCAUGCAGGAGGAGGAGUAAUCCUGGUGGUUUUCAACAACGAGAUACGAAGAAAUUUUCUUAGGAAAUGGAAAAGUUCCAGUUUAGUGGUAACAAUUGUUGGAACAAAUAUGCGUUCCAAUCCUAGUCUGUUCUGA
Molecule: messenger RNA, 447 nt
Organism: Necator americanus (New World hookworm)
Lineage: Eukaryota; Metazoa; Nematoda; Chromadorea; Rhabditida; Ancylostomatidae
Exons: 5
Coding region: 1-447 (148 amino acids)
Source: RefSeq, a predicted model, not a curated record